Messenger RNA from Sphenostylis stenocarpa, 1224 nucleotides. The record is from the annotation of a GenBank genome assembly. NCBI's taxonomy places the organism in Eukaryota, Viridiplantae, Streptophyta, Magnoliopsida, Fabales, Fabaceae.
AUGAUUGAUUUUGGAUGGAGGGAUUGUGAGCUGUUAGAGGAAUUUUGUUUGUUUAUAUUUUCCAUUUACUUUGGAGGUGUUGUUUGUGUUGGAAGGAAGAUUCAGGGGAGCAUGAGUUGCAGAGAAAGGAACAAAGGGAAAAGAGAAGAGAAGGAAUAUGAGAACAGUUCUGUUGGAUUGGAAUCAAAAUCAGUGAGGCAAAGGAAUGGUUCAAUAGAAGAUGAACCGCUAACAAUUGAUGAUAGUCUUCUGAUUGACCCCAAACUAUUAUUUAUUGGGUCAAAAAUUGGAGAGGGAGCUCAUGGGAGAGUUUAUGAAGGAAGGUAUGUAGAACGGAUUGUUGCUAUUAAAGUUCUGCAUCGUGGGAGUACUUUGGAAGAAAGAGUUGCGCUGGAGAAUCGUUUUGCACGGGAAGUUAACAUGAUGUCUCGUGUCCACCAUGAGAAUCUUGUGAAGUUUAUUGGAGCUUGUAAGGAUCCUCUGAUGGUGAUUGUUACAGAGAUGUUACCUGGGUUGUCACUGCGAAGAUAUCUUAUCACCAUACGCCCUAAACAAUUAGAGCUUUAUGUGGCUAUAAAGUUUGCCCUUGAUAUUGCUCGAGCCAUGGAUUGGUUACAUGCAAAUGGGAUCAUACAUAGAGAUCUGAAGCCUGACAAUCUGCUGCUCACAGAAAACCAGAAGUCAAUUAAACUUGCUGAUUUUGGUUUGGCAAGAGAAGAAUCUGUGACUGAAAUGAUGACUGCAGAAACUGGAACUUACCGUUGGAUGGCACCUGAGUUGUACAGUACUGUGACAUUGCGCCAAGGGGAGAAAAAACAUUACAACAAUAAGGUUGAUGUCUACAGUUUUGGCAUCGUUUUGUGGGAGCUACUGACAAAUCGCAUGCCUUUUGAAGGAAUGUCCAAUCUACAAGCUGCUUAUGCUGCUGCAUUUAAGCAAGAGAGGCCUAACCUUCCUGAAGACAUAUCUCCUGAUCUUGCCUUUAUCAUACAAUCAUGCUGGGUUGAAGAUCCUAACAUGAGACCAAGCUUCAAUCAGAUUAUCCGCAUGCUCAAUGAGUUCCUCCUCACGCUCCAACAACCACUCCUUUCAGCACUGCCUGAACCUGACAACGAACCUGAGGCCGUGACCCGUACUGGCACCAUAACUGACUUUUCUACCCGAAAUAAAGUAAGGUUUUCUUUUAUUCGCCACUUGUUUUCUUCGAAGAGGACCAAAAGCUAA